Messenger RNA from Drosophila willistoni, 617 nucleotides. RefSeq names its product dynein axonemal heavy chain 8-like. Gene Ontology annotation, biological process: microtubule-based movement. Gene Ontology annotation, cellular component: dynein complex. The annotation marks the transcript as partial. The record is from RefSeq and is a predicted model, not a curated record. Gene Ontology annotation, molecular function: dynein light intermediate chain binding; dynein intermediate chain binding; minus-end-directed microtubule motor activity. The transcript is spliced from 3 exons. Lineage: Eukaryota; Metazoa; Arthropoda; Insecta; Diptera; Drosophilidae.
UUACAGGAAAUAAUGUCCAUACAACCUAAAGAAUCUUCCUCGGGUACUGGGGAGACUAGAGAAGAUCGAGUUGCGCAACAGGUGAGAGAGAUGUUAGUUAAGACACCUGCACCAUUUGAUUUGUUCGACGUGAAACAACAUCUAAUUGCAAUGGGAGCUUCCAGUGCCAUGAAUAUUUUCCUUCGACAAGAAAUUAAUAGGAUGCAAAAAAUUAUAAAGCUUGUACGAACAACAUUUAAGGACAUUUUGUUAGCUGUUGAAGGAACCAUAAUAAUGAGUGAGACCUUGCGAGAUGCUGUAGACAAUAUUUUCAUGGCUCGAAUACCAACUGUCUUCAAACGUGGCAGUUGGGUAUCAUCUAGUCUGGGUUUCUGGUUUACUGAACUUAUUGAGCGCCACACUCAAUUUUAUAACUGGUGUUUUAAAUCCCGCCCAGUUGUAUUUUGGAUGUCAGGCUUCUUUAAUCCUCAGGGUUUUUUAACAGCAAUGCGCCAAGAAGUUGGUAGGGCACAUCAUGGCUGGCCUUUAGAUCAAGUCAGUAUGCAUAACGAAGUUCUUAAAAUUGGUCUCGAAGAGUUCAAAAUGCCGCCUAAGGAGGGUCUUUUUAUAUACGGAUU